Molecule: messenger RNA, 2557 nt
Organism: Pseudomyrmex gracilis
Lineage: Eukaryota; Metazoa; Arthropoda; Insecta; Hymenoptera; Formicidae
Product: WD repeat-containing protein 91
Exons: 8
Coding region: 20-1951 (643 amino acids)
Biological process (GO): early endosome to late endosome transport
Cellular component (GO): early endosome membrane; extrinsic component of endosome membrane; late endosome membrane
Molecular function (GO): protein binding; phosphatidylinositol 3-kinase regulator activity
Source: RefSeq, a predicted model, not a curated record
CAAAAAGAUUGGAGGGAAAAUGUCUCACAUACAAUAUGUGGACGAGUUAGUUAAGGAGUACUUGCUCUUCAGAGGUUUUAGUCAGACACUGAAGGCCUUUGAUAAUGAUCUGAAAGCGGAAAAGGAAAAGGGGUUUAGGGUAGAUAAAAUAGUGGAUCAGUUGAUGCAAUACAUAUACAAUUACGAUCUGGCAUCCCUGAGGGAACUAUGGGGACACUUGGACACUAGGAUGUUUUGUCGCCUAGAAAGUCACUUCACUCCCGCAAUCAGGAAAUUAGAGAACUCUGUGCUAAAAAUGUACUUGGUGAAUGCAGCUGUGAAUGGCAAGCAAGAUAGGAUUCAGGAAUUUUUUACUAAACUGGCGCCGGAAUUACAGGGGCACUCGGAAUGGAAGGAGUGGUUUGCCUUUCCUUUCAUAAAAAAUCCAGAAGAAAAUCCAACUUACUCUGUCCACUUUAGUAAGCAAUGGCACGAUACCAUGUUGGUAUCUUUACACAAUUUCCUAGCGACAAUUUUUCAAUGUAUGCCACAGCCGACAUUACUCGCAAUAGACGAGGACACAAAUAAGUUAAAACGAUUACAAGAAGAGAAUGAGAUGCUGAGGCAACGACUGAGCGAGUCCGUUAAAAUAGAAAAUAUCUCGGACGUGAAUCCAGGUCCGGCACCCCAAUAUCCCCCGCUCAUGGACGAUUUUUACAUUAUUGCUCAAGAAUCGCCGUUACUGGAGAAUCCUAAGACACUGAGAAAUCUCAUAAGAAACAUAGGCGGCGGAUCCAGUCCGGUUUUAAGUAGGAAACCUGCAACAAGCAUAAAGAAAUUUGCUGAACCCGAAAUGGCCACGACGAAACGUACAAACACGAAAGGACGGGUCAACUCGAUCAGCAAGUCCGAGGCAGUCGCCAAGAGGAGCAUCAGCUGUGAUUCACGACUAAGUAGUUCUAGAAAAAGAGACUCUUCUAUGGACACUGCUGUCGACAGAAGAACCAAGGAAAAGAUAGACUCCAGUUAUAUUCUUCUAAGUCAGGAAGAGUACACCGAACACAAAACUUCUAUAAUUCAGUGCAAGAGUAACGCCAGCGGAUCGUACGUCGCGACAGGCGACGCCGACGGUAUCAUCAAAGUGUGGACACCGAUUCCGUCACCGAAGACCGUAACCACGUUUACUUCCGCCGUGGCAAAUUCGAACAAGGCUAUCACUUCGCUGGACUGGAUAUCGAAAAACGAACGCUACUUCUUGCACGGCGACAACAACGGUUUAAUACAAUUGCACGAUACCCGAGACUGCAAAACGCUUUGGGACAUUCAGCACGAGAAUUCGCGCAUCGUCACCCUGAUCUGCAAUCCGACGGAGUCGACAUUCGUCUGUUCCGUGUCGGACGGCAGCGAGGGCAAGUUGUUGCUGUACGACAUAAAGACGAGAAAGCUCGAGAGAACGCUGCCGCUGGAUCAGAACGUGACCGCUCUAUGUUCUGCGUUCAACCACAACGGCCAAUUACUUAUCACGGGAUUGUCUAACGGCAAUAUAUUGAUACACGAUCUGAGACGGAACGAGAUAAUAGACAAUCUCAACUGCCACUCUAGUCCGAUAAUUGACAUAGAAUUAAUUAACGAUUACACAAAUAUCUGCGCGCAAAGCGAGGACGGUAAGCUGUGUCAAAGGAGCUUGAAUCACUCGGGAAAGAUUCUGUGGGAGACCAAAAUUAAAAUCGAGAAGAAUCCCGUCCACGGGAAACUGUUCACCUUCGAUCAGAGUGGCAGUUACAUGUUACUCUGCACGCAGACCGGAGGAAACAUAUAUAAAAUGCCACCGGGCGCGCAGGGAAAAAUUUUAGAACUAGGAGGACACAAGGGUACUCUGUGCUGCGACUGGUCGACUGCCAAUCAAUCCGGAACUUGCAUAACCGGCGGCGCGGAAGGAAAGGCAAGAGUAUCGACACUACUCUCACCAUGAUAUAGGAACAAAAUUAGCAUAUGUGUAAAUUCGUAAGACAAAAACAAUAGUUACUAAUAAUACUGAAGAAGAUACAGAUCUUGUAGAUAUUCGUUUUCACUUGCUGUACGAAACUUGCAAGUAAAAUGAAGAGAACGUCGCGAAUUAGAUUUUAAGAUAUUAAUAAGUAUACACAACGCCAAAAAUAUUGGUACGUAAUAAUUUGUGUAAAAAGAGAGAAAUCCAAAACUAUUUUACGGAAAGUACAAUAUGAAUGAAUGAAUGCCAACGUAUAUAUCACGUCUCGCAGUAGUUACAAGUAACGAUUGUGAAAUAAGAAUACUCGUAUUUUAUCUCCGGAAAAUAAUCAGGGACACUACCAAAAUGUAAGAAAUACAAAAGAUAUAAGUAUUAUAUAGAGAGGAUCGUAAAGAAUCUCGAAAAUUAUCUCGCAUGAUGCAAUUUUACUCAGUUUUGUAAUAUAAUAACAAAAGAUCCUUAAAAAAAAGCAAAAAACAAAGAGAGCGACGUCUCGCGUAUGUAAAAGUUACUAGAAAAGUAUUAAACAAAUAAAACGCGUAUGUACGAGAUCAAAUGAAAAUGUCAAUAAAUGCGAGUCAAUUUUAA